Molecule: messenger RNA, 813 nt
Organism: Funneliformis geosporum
Lineage: Eukaryota; Fungi; Glomeromycota; Glomeromycetes; Glomerales; Glomeraceae
Source: the annotation of a GenBank genome assembly
AUGUCCUUAGCCUUUGCUAUCGCAUUAAUUGUUCUUAUAACGGAAUUUAUUCUUUGGUUUGGAUAUUCACAGAUCGCGAGUUUGGCAUAUGGCAUUUAUUUAAAUGCUUUUGAAAAGGAGAGGAUACAAAAACAGAGAAAAAUCAAGAGAGACAUAUUGAAUGUUAAACAUGACUUGGCAAGAACAAGUUCUCAGGAUCAAUUCGCCAAAUGGGCAAAGCUGAGACGAAAAUUGGAUAGUAAAAUGAGCGAAUUAGAUAAAAUUACAACAUCAUUAGGUUAUUUAAAAACAUCCUUUGAAAUCAAAUUUACUACAUUUCUAUGGGUGUUUUCCAAUGGUAUGCAAUUUUUUAUGGUACUAUGGUAUCGAUCAUCACCGGUUUUUUACCUUCCACAGGAUUGGUUUAGUCCAAUAUCUUGGAUUUUCUCUUUGCCGUUUGCACCAUCAGGUUCGGUAAGUGUGCCCUUCUGGUUUUUCAUUUGUCGCAAGUUUUCUAAAAAGGUGAUACAAACCAGCAAAGAUGCAGUUCCAUUAUAUCAUAGUUAUGCACCUGAAUCCUUGAAACAACAUGGUCCUUUGGUGAUCCAAUGGUGUAUCAUAAACAUUCAGAAAUUCACACCCAUUGUAGUGCAAUGGGUAAAUACUAAAGCGAGAACAUUAUGUAACGUUAUUAUUGAGAAAGCUAAACCGGUAGCGAAUACAAAACCUUUUUCAACAAAUAAUGCUUCAGUCGCUUCAACAUCAAAAGAAGAGGAUCACAUUAAUAGAACCGAGACAAAGGAAAAGAACGAGAAAGUUUCGGCAAGUGGUUAA